CAGUAUCACACAUGAUAGGUUUGGAUACACCAGUUCGGCAGGCAGUAUCACACAUGAUAGGCUCGGAUACACCAGUUCAGCAGACAGUAUCACACAUGAUAGGCUCAGAUACACCAGUUCAGCAGGCAGUAUCACACAUGAUAGGCUCAGAUACACCAGUUCAGCAGUUAGUAUCACACAUGAUAGGCUCGGAUACACCAGUUCAGCAGGCAGCAUAACACAUGAUAGGCUUGGAUACACCAGUUCAGCAGACAGCAUCACACAUGAUAGGCUCGGAUACACCAGUUCAGCAGACAGUAUCACACAUGAUAGGCUCGGAUACACCAGUUCAGCAGACAGUAUCACACAUGAUAGGCUCGGAUACCCCAGUUCAGCAGACAGUAUCACACAUGAUAGGCUCGGAUACACCAGUUCAGCAGACAGUAUCACACAUGAUAGGCUAUGAUACACCAGUUCAGCAGGCAGUAUCACACAUGAUAGGCUUGGAUACACCAGUUCAGCAGACAGUAUCACACAUGAUAGGCUCGGAUAUACCAGUUCAGCAGGCAGUAUCACACAUGAUAGGCUCGGAUACACCAGUUCAGCAGUUAGUAUCACACAUGAUAAGCUUGGAUACACCAGUUCAGCAGGCAGUAUCACACAUGAUAGGCUCGGAUACACCAGUUCAGCAGGCAGUAUCACACAUGAUAAGCUUGGAUACACCAGUUCGGCAGGCAGUAUCACACAUGAUAGGCUCGGAUACACCAGUUCAGUAGACAGUAUCACACAUGAUAGGCUCGGAUACACCAGUUCAGCAGACAGUAUCACACAUGAUAGGCUCUGAUACCCCAGUUCAGCAGACAGUAUCACACAUGAUAGGCUCGGAUACCCCAGUUCAGCAGACAGUAUCACACAUGAUAGGCUCGGAUACACCAGUUCAGCAGACAGUAUCACACAUGAUAGGCUCGGAUACACCAGUUCAGCAGGCAGUAUCACACAUGAUAGGCUUGGAUAUACCAGUUCAGCAGACAGUAUCACACAUGAUAAGCUUGGAUACACCAAUUCAGUAGACAGUAUCACACAUGAUAAGCUUGGAUACACCAGUUCAGCAGACAGCAUCACACAUGAUAGGCUAUGAUACACCAGUUCAGCAGACAGUAUCACACAUGAUGGGCUUGGAUACACCAGUUCAGCAGGCAGUAUCACACAUGAUAGGCUAUGAUACACCAGUUCGGCAGGCAGUAUCACACAUGAUGGGCUUGGAUACACCAGUUCAGCAGACAGCAUCACACAUGAUAGGCUCGUAUACACCAGUUCAGCAGGCAGUAUCACACAUGAUAGGCUCAGAUACACCAGUUCAGCAGGCAGUAUCACACAUGAUAAGCUUGGAUACACCAGUUCGGCAGACAGUAUCACACAUGAUAGGCUCGGAUACACCAGUUCAGCAGGCAGUAUCACACAUGAUAAGCUUGGAUACACCAGUUCGGCAGGCAGUAUCACACAUGAUAGGCUCGGAUACACUGAUGCAGCCUGCUCCGGUUGCUCAGAUUUUGGCGCUCGGCCCCUCCCCCGUCGAUGGCGAUCCCCUGGCUAUGAGCCCGCGGCGUCUGUUUGAAUAUUAUCCCGUCUGUUCUGCUGCCAACAGAAAUACAGAUGAUCAAGGCCCAGCAAAAACCAAAGGGACCGCACAGCAAACUCGGCUCCGAUAAAUCAGUAAAUUGGGUCAGAGAUAGUAACAGGGAAUAAUCUGCUGUUCUGAUGAUGUUUCCUCUUUAAUGUAAACACCUGCUGGAGACGCUCUGCGCUGCUUCUCCGUGUGUGAAUCCUAUUUGAUGCCUCGAAAUGAUCUCUAAAUGAAUUUCCCGUUAAGUUUUACCGGUUUAGUCGUUGUCAGGUCCUGUGAUCGCAGCUCAUUGAGGUCUAAGGCUUCUCAUUGUGACACGGCAGUGCGACGGACGUCAGGGAACACGGGGAGAAUACGG
Hyla sarda is the source of this 1961-nucleotide messenger RNA. RefSeq lists its product as uncharacterized. Bases 1062 to 1688 code for a protein of 208 amino acids. The transcript has 3 exons. The record is from RefSeq and is a predicted model, not a curated record. Lineage: Eukaryota; Metazoa; Chordata; Amphibia; Anura; Hylidae.